Molecule: messenger RNA, 1584 nt
Organism: Antechinus flavipes (yellow-footed antechinus)
Lineage: Eukaryota; Metazoa; Chordata; Mammalia; Dasyuromorphia; Dasyuridae
Gene: COQ10A
Product: coenzyme Q10A
Exons: 5
Coding region: 199-936 (245 amino acids)
Biological process (GO): cellular respiration; ubiquinone biosynthetic process
Cellular component (GO): mitochondrion
Molecular function (GO): ubiquinone binding
Source: RefSeq, a predicted model, not a curated record
GCCGGCUUCAGUCUCAGCCAAGCGGGCUGACCUGGAGGAGUGGUUGGGAGGCACAACCCCCUUGCCCCUCUAGGCCUGAUCUCGCUCCGGGGCGUCCUUCUCACCCGGCAGCUGCUCCCAGCCUGCAGGGGCAGGAAGGGCAAGACCGCGGCUAGAGGAGAGGGCGAAGAAGGCAGGAGCGCGCGGCGCGCAGCGCGCAUGGCGAUGGCGGGCGCGCGGCGAAUCCCCGCUGGAACGCGCGCGGCGGCUCGGCGCUGCUGCUGUCUCCAGCCGGGCGCGCAACCCGCCCCGCCCCCAGGCUCUCUCAGAGGGCUGCAGCCAAUGAGGCUCUUGCCUUCCUGCAGCCUCUUGCUGCCCAGAGCUGUCCAGGCCUUGGGGGCCGAGGCUGGCCUUUCCCACAGCCGUUCUUUUAUGGGCUUAGCUUCCCCAUUCACCAACAAGCGCAAGGCGUAUUCGGAACGCAGGAUUAUGGGGUACUCAAUGCAGGAGAUGUAUGAGGUGGUGUCCAAUGUCCAGGAGUACAGGGAAUUUGUGCCUUGGUGUAAGAAGUCCAUAGUGGUGUCCAGCCGAAAAGGUUACCUGAAGGCCCAGUUGGAGGUUGGCUUCCCACCUGUUGUGGAACGUUACACCUCGGCUGUCUCCAUGGUCAAACCUCAUAUGGUUAAGGCAGUCUGCACUGAUGGCAAACUCUUCAACCAUUUAGAGACCAUAUGGAGAUUCAGCCCUGGUCUUCCUGCCUAUUCUCGAACUUGCACGGUAGACUUUUCGAUUUCCUUCGAGUUUCGAUCACUGCUCCACUCUCAGCUGGCCACCAUGUUCUUUGAUGAGGUUGUGAAACAGAACGUUGCUGCCUUUGAACGUCGAGCAGCCACGAAGUUCGGGCCGGAGACGGCCAUCCCCCGUGAACUCAUGUUCCAUGAGGUGCACCAUACUUGAUAUCAGCCCUGUAAUUUAUUUAUUUGGUUUGAUCCACAGCUCCAUCCUCUGGGGCAAGUCUUGUUUAUGUCUGCCUCCCUGCCCUAAUAGUUCUGGCUCUCCAGGAAGAGAGAACUCAGGAAUCUGGGGUGAGAAGAUACUGAGGGGUAAGAAAGAGUUGGCUAGCCCGACUCCAGGAACUGAACCUUAUAUGCCAAUGUCCCAAAAACUGGACUCAGAAUUGCUGGGAUUGUCAAUUUUUGAUUAUAUCUUGUUAGCUAGGACUUAUUCCCUGUCUAAAAUUUUAUUUAUGGUUCCUCAGUGUGUCUGGAAGGAUAAAUAGAUCCAGGUCUUCAGUAAACUAUAUUACACUAUUCUCUCCGGUUAAGGAGCGAAGGGGAUGAGGCAGUCCUUAUUAUCUUGAUAAAGACUUAUGAGGGAAAAGUAACUUCCAGUUUGGAAUCCAGGUAUCUGAGGUUCUACCUGAAGCCUGCUUUCCAAAAAAGUAAAUUCUUCCCCCAACCCCUGACUGUAUAGAAUGUCAGUUCUUUUCCCCCAUCCAGGGUGGAGGGGAAGCUGUGAGUAAAGCUGCACUUACUUCUAAGCCUGACCUUUUCUUCCACCUGGGCUGAGUGUUUUGAUGAAGAGCCAAUAAACCAAUUGUGUGAA